Molecule: messenger RNA, 1118 nt
Organism: Aegilops tauschii subsp. strangulata
Lineage: Eukaryota; Viridiplantae; Streptophyta; Magnoliopsida; Poales; Poaceae
Source: RefSeq, a predicted model, not a curated record
GUUAUUUUUAUGACCAACGUUGUUAAUAACAUGAUCAUGUUUUAUUUAAAGGUGCAUUUAUUUCUAAUUUUUGCCCAACGGUAAUAUAGAUUUAAUUGCAUAGACAGUUAUAUGUUUAAUUUGACCAACGUUAGAUUAAUACAUAUGAUUGUUAUAUUGAUGUCACUUAAAUUGUAAUUUCAGGAGGCUUUCAUUUGAUGAGUUGCCUAAAAGAAGUUCCGACACUCAGAGGUGACAACCACACUGAGUGGAGGAAGAAAGUUGAACUGGCGUUUGUUUGUGCUGAUCUUGACUGGGUUGUGGAGAAACCACAGCCGGUCAGACCCACAGAGCCAGUAAGAGAGGCUACUGACGAUGAUGCUGCAUGGGCUAAAAAGAAAGGGGACUAUGCUCCUUUGGAGCAGUCCUACCUUAUAGAUAAUCAAAAGUGGGUCAAUGCAAAUAAAAAAUGCAUGGCCUUUAUAAAGAACACCAUUGAGAGCGCCAUUGUGGGCUCCAUUGCAGAGUGCACUUCCGCAGGGGAGUUGCUCUCAAAGAUAAAGAGCCAGUUCACUGGCUCUUCAAAGAUAUAUGCCACCCAGGUGUUAGAGCAACUGGUGACAGAAAAAUACACAGGUGGUAGUCAUGGCAUAAGAGAGCACAUCCUCAGGAUGAGCAAUAUGGCUGCAAAGCUCAAACCCAUGGAUGCGGAUCUGGAGAUCAAACCAGCGCUCCUGGUCCACCUUGUCAUGGCUUCAUUGCCGAAGGAGUUUGAAGCUUUUGUUGUGAACUAUAAUAUGUCACCUGGAACAUGGGACGUAGAAAAGACAAUAGCAAUGUGUGUUCAAGAAGAGGAGAGACUAAAAGCCUCACAUGGUGGUACACUCAACUAUGUGCAUGGUCACAAAAGAAAGAAUUACAAUCUAAACAACAAAAGUUCUCCUUCAAAGCCACAAGGAAAAGUUUCCUAUCAGCAUCAGCGUCAGCAACAGCCUUUCUCAGUGGACAAAGACACUUGUCUCCACUGUAAGAAGACCGGGCAUUACAAGAAAGACUGUCCCGUUUGGCUAAAGUCGAUCAUGGCAAAAAGAGGGAUUCCAUUCGACACGGACUACGCUAAGAAGCAAAAGACGCAUUGA